UUUAUAAAACUGAUUAGCCUGAGUAGUUCGGAUUAAGCAGGUUGCUUUAUGAAACUGCAGUCGAUGAUAAAUAUGUUCUCUUGAGAAACACUCUUUGGUUGCAAAAUGUGCACAAACCACAUUUAAUUCCUCGUGUAAGAUAGUCCAGCAGGCCGACAUGUGGACCAGAGGGACAGGUGACUCGGUUACCUGCGGCGGCUGAAAGUCUCUUUGUUGUCAGAGGAUCUAGCUCAACUUCAAAGACAUGAAAUGCGUCCAUGUCUGUGUGAAACCGAAUCCUGAGGACCAGGCUGCAGCUGCCCUCCAUAGAAAACGAGACAAGCCUGCUCAAUUGUGCGAAGCUACCAGUGUUGUGGUAACCCUCAGCUGAAAAAAGGCCUUUUCAGGGUGGAGGCAGCAAACUGCAGCCAGGACCUGUCACAUUACUCUCAGCUCUACAGUGGAAUGAGUCACCUGAAUACAUGCUGUGAGUGAGACAAGACCAAAACGCAGGGGAAGAAGGACGCCUCGGCAGCAGCAACAGAGUCUAACUUCACACUUGGGAGACACUUUUUCCUCUCGAAUAUAAAAAGGGGGUCGCAUCCGCUUGUCGCUAGAGAUUGUGGUAAGACUUUGGAUCUGUUUGAAAAAGUUAGAGCACAAUGGAUAAGGAUGCUCUGCUGGACUACGAGUACCCGGACCUGGAUCCUUUGCCAUCCAAAAUUGAAGCAGAAGUAAUCCCUCCAUGUGACCCUACUGCUGAUGACAAUCUCUACCACAUAUGCAUCACUGCAAUAUCUCUUGUUGUCAUGCUGAUCCUAGCAAUCUUAGCCAGGCGUACAAAGGUGGGCAACAGACAGAAAGGCCUCCCAGGUUUACUCAGUCCGGUCAAUUUCCUGGACCAUACGCAGCACAAGGGCCUUGCAGUGGCUGUGUUUGGAGUGCUCCUGUGCAAACUGUGGGGCCUGAUCGUAUCACCAAACCCCCUCCCCUUCACAACACAGACAGAGAAUAAACAGAACUGGGUGAUUCUGGGAGUCUUCUACUACCCCGCACUAUACUACCCUCUCCUGGCAUGUGGCACUUUACAUAAUAAAGUUGGCUAUGUACUUGGUAGCCUCUUGUCUUGGACGCACUUUGGCAUUUUGGUCUGGCAGAAAAUUGACUGUCCCAAAACACCUCUGAUACACAAAUACUACUCUCUUUUCUCCAGCCUGCCUCAGGUGGCUUGCUUGGCCUUCCUUAGUUUCCAGUAUCCCCUUCUUCUGUUCAAGGGCUUAAAGGGCACUGAAAAGAACAAUGCUACUGAGGAUCUUAGCAGCAGCUACUAUAAAGACUAUGUGAAGAAAAUGCUCAAGAGGAAGCCCACCAAAAUCGGCACAUCGAGCACAGAGACGCCCAGACUUCCUCAAAGAAUAAGUGAUGCUGUGAAGUCUUACAUUUAUACACCAGAGGAAGCUUUCCGUUUUCCCCUGAAGUUGGCUAUAUCUGCUGUAGUGUCAUUUAUAACCCUGUACCAGGUGGGUCUUCUACUGAUCUCGGCGGUGGUGCCACCUCUCCAGACUGCCCGUUCGGGAGUCGAUGAAGACAUUGCCAACGUUUUAGCUGGUUUCAAGAUUAUGCUUUCUCCAGACAAGCAUGAAGUGGUUAGAAUAGUGGUUUAUUACAUGUGGUGUGUAGAAGUGUGCUUUAUCUCAGCAAUGACCCUGUCUGCUUUGGUCAAUCUGGCUAUGCUCAUGCGGUCCAUGGUUCUGCAUCGGUCCAACCUGAAGGGGCUGUACAGGGGAGAUAUCUAUAAUGUUUACAACUGCCAGAGAAGUAUCAGGGCUUCUCGGCCAGCACUGGUCUGCUGGAUGGGAUACACCAGCUUCACGGCAGCUCACAUCUUCCUCGGUAUGAUCAUCCAGACUAUGGUGUUCUUCCUCUGCCUUCUGAUCGCAGUCUUCCUCAUUAUCAUACCAGUCCUGCACAGACAGAAUCUGAUCCUGUUUCACAUCCUGUGGAGCAUGUGGCCCUUCUGGCUGAUGAUUCUCUUGGCAGUGUUGAUUCAACAUAUCACUGGCCGGUUUUGCUUCAUCAAGAAAACAGCAGGCACUCAAGACCUAAACAACAGGGGUAAUCUGUUCCUGCUGACGUACCUGCUGUUUCCAGUCAAUGUUCUGAUCGGGGUGCUGUUGGCGCUGUGGCGCAUGAUCAUCACAGCCCUGUUCAACAUUGUCCAUAUGGGACGCACGGAUAUCAGUCUUCUUAACCGCAAUGUGGAGGCGUUUGACCCAGCCUACCGCUGCUAUGCUCAUUAUCUGAAGAUUGAGGUGAGCCAGUCUCACCCUGUGAUGAAGGCCUUCUGUGGGGUGCUGCUGCAGUCUGUGGGCCAAGAGAACAAUGCUGCACAGGGGUCACGGGACGCUGAAGAGGGGAUCCAGCUGGUCCAGCAGGAGAAGAAGCAACACAAAGUGUCCAGUGCCAAGAGGGCCCGCAGGCACUGGCAGCUCCUCUACACCCUGGUCAACAACCCCUCCCUGGUGGGCACCAGGAAGCACUUCAAGCGUCAAACUGCAGGGAGCUUUCUGAACGGGAGCCUCAACCACAGCUCAAAGGAGGGGAGCAAACAGGAAGCAGCAACCAAGGAGGCGGAGGCUGCUGCAAGUAACUGAACAGGAAUGUGACCCUGAUUAGGGAAGGCUGCAAAAUCUCUUUUGGUUUUGGGAAAAUUCUACAGUCAUAUUACUCCUAACCUACUGUAGAUGUGUCUGCAUUUGGUAAAGUAAAUGCACUUAUGGUUCAGUGUCACAUGUAGAAAUACUCACCAAGCCUUUCCUGUCCAGAGAUCGUGUGUGCGCUCCUCAUGUUCUCCUGGUUGUUUAUAUGUGAGUCUCCAGUCUGGUGGGAAAGUGCGUGAGUGGCUCUGAGAUCCUAUCCAAACACACUCAUGUAAUUUUCAGUGCGCUUAUGUGCUUAUUUUGGGAUAGCACUCAAUUGCUGUAUGUUUCAACUUGUGUGUUAAUCAUAUGUUUUCCAGCAUAUUGUUAUUAUCAUAUAGUUCAGAUAAUGCAAAUUUGUUGGUACCCAAACUAAACACAUAGAUGUGCAAUCUGCCGAAGCAUCCUUUUAGCAAGGAUCUUAUUAAUAUGCAGAUCAUUUCACUAUUUAUCAAUAAGCUGUUUUCAUAGACUGGGUAAUACGUUUUUCCUGUUUUCAGGUGACUUUUUGUGUAAUUAGUAAUAGCUUGUGGAACAGGAGCUACCAGACAAACUAUUUGUAUCUUCUGUUUUAUUUGGAAAUCUUUAAGUUUAAAACCACUUGCUGCUACCAGCGUUUUAUUUUAUUAUUCAGAACUCUUUUCCAGUUCCUGCUGUUCACAGACAUUACAUUGUUUGUCUCUCUGCAUCCACCGGCAUUUAAAACAACACCCGAAUCUUCCUUCUGAUUACUGUGAAAAUAAAACUGUCAAAAAUG
This is a messenger RNA of Scatophagus argus, 3435 nucleotides long. RefSeq names its product signaling receptor and transporter of retinol STRA6 (gene stra6). The coding region runs from base 642 to 2633 and encodes 663 amino acids. The record is from RefSeq and is a predicted model, not a curated record. Lineage: Eukaryota; Metazoa; Chordata; Actinopteri; Scatophagidae. Gene Ontology annotation, molecular function: retinol transmembrane transporter activity; signaling receptor activity. Gene Ontology annotation, biological process: vitamin A import into cell. Gene Ontology annotation, cellular component: plasma membrane. The transcript has 18 exons.